Molecule: messenger RNA, 3510 nt
Organism: Tilletiaria anomala UBC 951
Lineage: Eukaryota; Fungi; Basidiomycota; Exobasidiomycetes; Georgefischeriales; Tilletiariaceae
Exons: 4
Coding region: 298-3447 (1049 amino acids)
Biological process (GO): mismatch repair; reciprocal meiotic recombination
Cellular component (GO): nucleus
Molecular function (GO): ATP-dependent DNA damage sensor activity; mismatched DNA binding; ATP binding
Source: RefSeq, a predicted model, not a curated record
GUCUGAUGGCCGCUCGCCUCCUUUGUUUUGAGGCUUUGUCACCGGGCACCCGUAUCUCAGCAACUUGGUUGUGAACACGCAACAGGUCAAGGAGAGGAGGACCAACAAGAAGUUGGCUCAGGGCUCAGAAGGGACGGAAGCCAAAGAAAAGUUGGGGCUCGGACGGCGUACACUGGGAUCAGACAUCGUUCAGGCGGCAAGGCAACACAAUUGUGCUGUUGAUGGUGCAACAACUUCUCUUCGAAGAGACCAGCGAGGAAUACAAUCUCGUCUGAUUCAGGCAAAGCCCAACAAGUGAUGAGCAGCGAAUCGCCUUAUGUUCCCGUUUCGGAUACACUCGCCAUGCCUUUUAUGCAGCACUCCUCCUUUAUUACUCGAAAUCAGGACAUGGCUCCUUCGAACAAAUUUGACGAACGACCCAGCUCGCCUUCACUACCCGCACUUUCAGAGAGGAUCACCAGGGCCGAGACAAGAGUUUCUCCUUCUCAAUCCUUGUUACAUCGACAAAGUACCUUGGUCAACGACGAGCAGGGCUCCCUUGAUGACUCUGCACAGGAUGUGGAAAGCGCCGCGCAUAUAGAGCUCAAUACGGAUGGUUAUGAUGCUGAUGGAGCUCAAAAGAAAGCAGAGGCGCCAUUAGGCCUCGUACGCUCAAGCAGCUCCUUUAUGUCGGGACCUAAUCGCGUGCCUCCCUCGCUGAAAGCUAGCCUCCCACUUCCAGCUGCGCCAAAUGGCCCUGCCAAUCUUACUCCCAGAAACCCGCUCAAGCUUCCGCCGCACAUGCAUACACUCGGCUCACUUCCACAGACAGGAAGGAGCAUGAGCAGGCCGCAGACCGGCGUCUCGAGCUGCUACAUGCGGCCGCGGACAGCUCUGACCAGUUAUGUCGAACAGGACGGGCUCUACCUCGCCGCUGUUCUCGAGAGUCAGGGCAUCCAUCGUGAAGUGGGAGUUGCUGUCGUCAAUCAGGACACCGGUGUAUGCGUUCUCACACAGCUGACGGAUACGCCGACAUAUAGUAAGACGAUUCAGCACCUCCGUUUGCACCCACCCUGCCGCAUACUUGUUCCAACCUCAACAGCGACCGCCUCGCUGUUCUUUCAGAGGCCGGAUCAAAGCACUCAGUACGCAGGCAACAACAAGUCGGCCCUUGUCACGGCAUUGGAAGAUGCGUUUGCAAUGCAAGUCACUCCGCUUGCACGCAAGUAUUGGAAGCAUGAGGAAGGUGCAAAAUACCUCGAGCGCGUCCUCGCAGAUGAUGUAUCCGACCGCGUCCAUCCAGACCUUCCAAGUGACAGCGAAAAUACCACGAUUGGCAUCUCCGCAAAGGCGAGACGCACCGAAAUGUCCUCUACGGUCGGCUCCAACUCUCGCGCUGCGAUUCUGACGGCGGUCUCCGCGCGUUACUACGCUCUGGCAGCGAUCUCUGCCCUAUUCCGCUACAUCGAAGCCUUUGAAUCGCGACUGCUCUUUGCACACUCGAUCCGUGUCCGCUGGCAAGGCCUCGCCGGGACGCUCUCGAUCGACUUCGAGACGGCUCGCGCACUCGAGCUCGUCCAAAAUGCCACCAGUACCAAAGCGAGCGCCCACGCUUCGCUAUUGGGGAUCAUGAUGCCCAACAAAGCCAGGUGCACGCCAAUGACGCGCAGGCUGCUACGCAUGAAUAUCCUGCAGCCGCUCACCGAUGCAGAGAUCCUUGAGGCCAGAUUGGACGCCAUCGAAGAGCUACUCGAGGAAGACCCGAGCAUGCGAGCGCUGGACAAGGCACUGGCGCCGCUCAGAGCGGACGAACUUGACAUCGAUCAGAUCGCACAUCGCCUCGUCUCGCAGAAGGGUACACAGGGCCCAAUUGCAGCAGCUAAUCCCAAUCCGGCCGUCACGGAAAUGAGAAUUGCACUUGUGCUCAAACUCAAGACGUGGCUGAGGGCACUCAGCUCUGUCCGCAUAGGGCUCAAAAGUUGCCAGAGUGCGCUGCUCACGACCAUAGCCCGCUUCUUGGAGCUCAAAGAACUUGACGAGAUAGCGCAAAAGAUCGAGGAGGUGAUUAACCCUGAGCUUUCGCUCGAAAAGGGGGGCAUGGCCAAGACGAAUGCUAGAGUAUAUGCAGUGCAAGCCAAUCAGAACCCCCUGCUGGACGUCGCGCGACAAACGUACAAAGAGAAUAUCCAAGACAUUCUGGAGCUAUGCUCGUCUUACAGCGACCAGUACGACCUCCCUUUCGUCAUCAAACAUACCAAUGGUGGCGCUUUCAUCCUCGAAGUCCGAUCGCAAGAAUGCACUCCCGACGACUUUCCGUCUGAUGUCUUUCUCAACCUCGUCAGGUUUAAAAAUGGCAAAGGAUACUCAAUGACAACACUUGAGCUCAAAAAGAGGAAUCGGCGCCUCAAGUCAUCCUACGAGGAAGUGUUGUUACUUUCAGAUGCUGUCAUUGAUGAGCUGCGCAACAGCAUCGUCAAGGAGGUUGCGUGUCUAUACAAGGCAUCCGAGGCGCUCGCCAUCCUCGAUCUGAUCGUCAUGUUCGCCGACACGGCUGGCACAUACAAUUACACGCGACCAGAAUUCUGUUCGGCGUUCGUCAUCAAAGGUGGACGGCAUCCAAUACUCGACCGCACCAGAGCAGUUCCAAAUGAUGUCUAUGUGUCAGACAGUUCGAGAUUCCAAAUCAUCACAGGUCCCAACAUGUCAGGAAAGAGCACAUAUUUGCGCUCAAUUGGUCUGCUGACCAUCAUGGGCCUGGUUGGUUCUUACGUCCCCGCUGAUUAUGCUUCGUUCAACUCGCCCGACGCUUUGCUCGCCUGUCUCACAGUCGGCGAAAACAUCGAGCAGAACCUGUCAGCAUUCGCUGCUGAGAUGCAAAACUGCGCCUCGAUGCUGACGCUCGCGACUGAUAAAAGCAUCAUUCUCAUUGACGAGCUAGGACGCGGAACUUCUCAUCAAGAAGGGUUCGGCAUCGUCUACUCCAUCGCCGAGAGCUUGAUCCAACGAAAAAGCACUGUCUUCUUCGCCACGCACUUUCUCGAUAUGGCGAGCAUUCUCAACGCCCAGCCCACCGUCACGCUUAAGCACCUGCAGGUCGUUGUUGGCAAUAACGAGCAGAGUCGUUCGUUGACAUUCAAGCACAAAGUCGUUGCGGGGCAAGCAAAAAGCGAACAUAUCGCUCUGGAUCUAGCUUUGACGGUUGGACUACCACCCGAGCUCGUUGCACGCACUCGUCGUUACUCCGAGCAGCUUGAGGCACUCGCGCGCAAAGGUGAAGAUGACAAAGAACGCUUCCAGAUGAUCAAACGUAGAAAAGAAAUCUACAAGGUAGUCGCGCAGCUCAAACAGAUCUACGACACGAGUCAGCUCUCGGAGCAAGAACUUGGUGAGCAAUUGACUUAUUUGCAGACUCAGACAGUUCAAAACUUGCAUCGCACUUUUGUGACGGACGAGGAACCCAGCGAUUGAAGGCCAGUGCUUGUAGUACAGCUUCAUUCAUCUUGAUCAGAGGCUUCUGCUUCAUCAUUCGCU